Molecule: messenger RNA, 1151 nt
Organism: Zea mays
Lineage: Eukaryota; Viridiplantae; Streptophyta; Magnoliopsida; Poales; Poaceae
Exons: 5
Coding region: 318-926 (202 amino acids)
Source: RefSeq, a predicted model, not a curated record
UAUUAUAUAAACGAAAUUUGUCUAUCAAAGUUAUGACCGUUAUUUAGUCGUAUGUUUAAUAUAGAUUCAGGCUGUUUGACGACUACCGUGAAGAAGAUUUUUAUGGGCUACCACGGAAAUACAGUAUUGUCGCUCGGGUAGAAGUUAAAUUCCCGAAGGAACCACGUUUCCGUGACAGACAACAUUUCGUUUUAUCUGACAUCAAUGUAAGCCAACAAUUCUUUAAGUUUCAUUUUCAAAGUUACACGAUCUUCAUACCAUCGCCUCUUCUCCUACUGAAAUACUAUUAGGGAGCCAAGAUCGAGGCCAUAACAUAUAUGUAUGAGACAGUCAAACAUUUCGACAAUUUGCUCCAUGAAAAGCAUGUUUACAAGAUGCAUAAUGUAAAGUUCAGUCUUCAUCCGGGUGAAUUUAAUUUUCGUCAUCUAAAUGGUCCCAUGGAAUUGUGUCUUGACCAACAAACUAUCGUGGAGCCAUACACUGUUCCAAUUCAAAUGGCGCCAUUCCCAAAACAAAUACUCUUGAACCUUGCUGAUAUUGCCGAGUUGCCAAACAGGACUUUAGUCGACAUUAUGGCUGUUGUAGUCCACUUGGAUACAAUACAACGCACAAUGUGGGGCCCUUUCAGAAAGAUUGUUAUAAUGGAUGCUAGGGGAUAUUUACAUAUCAUUAAAGUUUGGGGUGACCUACUAAACAAAAAUGCACUCCGCUGGGCGUUGGCUAAGGAGGAUUAUGGCAUAAUAAUUGGGACUAUGUUUAGACGGUUCAGAAGACAAGAGUGUCUCGAGUCUUCGGAUCAUACCGCAAUACACUUCAAUCCGUUCCAUCACAACACCCAUCAUUUUGGACCAAUCCAAAAAGCUUUGGUGGCGCUGAACAACCAUCAGUUUGCUGUGACAUUUCUUGAAGAACAAAGGCGUAGAUAGAUUCUACAAAUUCGCAAAGAGCAAUAAUUGGGACUAUGUUUAGGCGUAGAGAGAUUCUAUAUUGAUAGAAUACGUGUCGUACUGUUAUUGAUCAACCAAAAGCAACAGGAGGCAAACUUGUAUGUCUAUGAAUCUUAUUUGUAAUACCUAUGACAUGGGUUUAAUAAGAGAUAUUUUGUCAAAUUUUUUACCGUGCAAAUGAUUAAUAAAUAUUUUGUGCGAAAA